CCCAGAAGACAGAGUUCCUUUCCCCAAGCCUUUAAAUGUCAUGAAUUCUCACUUUCCCUUCUUAAGGCAUUUCCUCUUGUCUUUGGUAUUCUCCUGUAGGUAACUGAAGAGAACAACACUGUUCUCCUCAUUCCUUUAGAAGAUGUCAGUUUUUUAUGAUUUUUUUCUCUUAUAAAAUUAUAUUCAUAUAAGAAUACAUCUUAAGUGACAUUCAUCUAUAACCCAAGUACUUCACCACCCCUCCCCCAUUUCCAUUUUCCACUGUAUAGAGAAUGAUACUAGGUAUUAUAGGGAAUUCUUAAAUGAGUUAAAAUCAUAAACCCUGCCCUCAAUGACCUUACAGUCCCAUAGAGUUGUGGAUGAAGGAGAAUACAGCAAGGAGACAAGUAAAUAACUUGAGAUAAAGAAACUCUAAAGAAAAUCGAUUUGUAUCAAUCUGAUACAAAUUGAUGUAAGGACUGUGAUUAUUUCUGACCUCUCCGGUUUUCACAGUGGAAAGUACCAAUAGUUACACAAGGACAGCAGGUAUAAACAACGUGAUCUUGGACCAACUGAGAUAUACAGUCACCCUACUCUAAAGUUCCUUUACUUUUGCUUUAACUUUUUAUAGGAGAGAUUUUUAUUCCACCUAUAUGUAUUGAGGUAAUUGUAUAUUGAAACCUAAGUACCUAUUGUCAAAUCCAACAACUAUCAACAUAUGGCCAAUAUUGUACUACCUAUACCCCAUCUAACUUCCCACCCACCCCCCCAUUUAUUGAAAACAAAUCCAAAGCUUUUUCUUGAUUUAUUAGUAAUUUUUCCCCAUUCAACUUCUUUUUCCUACUUUCCUUACCCAAUCCCCCCCCGCUAUCCAAACCCUUCUUUUUAUUUUCACUUUCAGCACUACAGCUCUGAUUGUCCAACUCUGACAGGACACACAUCCUUAAAAGUCAACUCAGAGACGAGCCAGAUCAGCAGUGCCUCACUUUGUUUUUCUCUGAACAGAUGGUUUCAUAAUGGCCAUUCCAUAAUGGUGGCUGGUGAGGCUGUGGUAUCCAUGGGAGUCGUUGUACUGCUCUGGCUUGAGGUGUCUCUGUUCCCUUGUGGCCUCUCCCAGGCUGGGCGUUCCCAAAGCCUCAGCUCCCCAGAAGUGGUGAUCCCCUCAAAGGUUACCAACAGAAGCAGAGGUGCAAAGGCUCCAGGCUGGCUCUCCUACAGCCUGCAGUUUGGGGGCUGGCAACAUGUUGUCCACAUGAGGGCUAAGAAGAUCUUGGUUUCCAGACAUCUCCCAGUGUUCACCUACACGGACCAGCAAGCCCUCCGCCAGGAUCAGCCUUUUGUUCCUGAUGACUGCUACUAUCAUGGCUAUGUGGAGGGGGCCUUGGAGUCCCUGGUUUCCCUCAGUACUUGUUCUGGGGGGUUUCAAGGAAUGCUACAGAUUAAUAACAUUACUUAUGAAAUUGAGCCCAUCAGGCACUCUACCACAUUUGAACACCUGAUUUAUAAGAUAAACACUAAUGAGACAGAAGUCUCACUUAUGAGAUGUGGCUUAACAAAUAAAGCACAUCAACAGUUGGAAUUUGAAGAGGCCGAAAAAUUAACUCUGAGACAAAAUUCUGCUUAUAACUGGUGGACCCACUCAUGGUUUCUGGAGCUGACUGUGGUGGUGGAUCACAAUUUCUUCAUUUACUGCCAAAGUAAUUUCUCAAAUGUGCAGGAGAAUGUAUUUGUUGUUGUCAACAUAGUGGAUUCCAUUUAUCAGCAGUUGGGUACUUAUGUGAUUUUGACUGGAAUUGAGAUCUGGAAUCAUGGAAAUGUUUUCCCAAUGAUAAGCAUAGAACAGGUUCUGGAGGAUUUCUCUCAGUGGAAACAAAUCAGUCUUUCCCAGCUACAGUAUGAUGCUGCACAUAUUUUCAUUAAAAAUUCACUUAUAAGUGUACUUGGGAUAGCCUAUGUUGCAGGAAUAUGUCAUCCUCCUAUUGACUGUGGAGUUAAUAAUUUCAAAGGAGAUCCCUGGUCUGUUUUUGCCCUCACUGUAGCUCAUGAGUUAGGUCACACUUUGGGUAUGCAGCAUGAUGAAGAAUUCUGUUUGUGUGGGCAAAGUGCUUGCAUCAUGAAUGCUGUCAGAGUGCCAUCAGAGAGAUUCACCAAUUGUAGUUAUGCAGACUUUACAAAGACCACUUUAAACCAGGGAUCAUGUCUGUACAGUCCUCCAAUUCCAGGGGCAGUCUUUAUGCUGAAACGCUGUGGGAACGGUGUGGUUGAAGGAGAAGAGAAGUGUGACUGUGGCUCUAUAAAGCAGUGUGAACAAGAUCCCUGUUGUCUGUUGAACUGCACUCUGAAGCCUGGGGCCGCUUGUGCUUUUGGACUUUGUUGCAAAGACUGCAAGUUCAUGCCAGCAGGGGAACUCUGUAGACGUCAGGUCAGUGAAUGUGACCUUCCAGAGUGGUGCAAUGGAACAUCUCAUCAGUGCCCAGAAGAUGUAUAUGUGCAGGAUGGGAUUCCCUGUAGUGAUGACAGUGCCUACUGCUAUCAAAAGAGAUGUAAUAACCGUGAUGAACAGUGCAGGGAGAUUUUCGGUGAAGGUGCAAAGAGUGCAUCUCAGAUUUGCUAUAAAGAAAUCAACUCCCAGGGAAACCGUUUUGGCCACUGUGGUAUAAAUGGCACAACAUACCUCAAAUGUCGUACUUCAGAUAUCUUUUGUGGGAGAGUUCAGUGUGAGAAUGUGGGAGGCAUUCCCCAUCUGAGAGACCACUCAACAUUACAGUACACUCACAUCAAUGGUGUCACCUGCUGGAGUAUUGACUAUCACCUAGGGAUGAAUAUACCUGAUGUUGGUGAAGUGAAAGAUGGCACCAUAUGUGGUCCAGGAAAGAUCUGCCUACACAAGAAGUGUGUCAGUCUGUCUCUCCUGUCACGAGUCUGCUUGCCUGAGACCUGCAACAUGAAGGGGAUCUGCAAUAAUCAACAUCACUGCCACUGUGGCUAUGGGUGGUCUCCGCCCUACUGCCUACACAGAGGCAAUGGAGGUAGUGUUGACAGUGGCCCAGCACCUGCCAGAAGAGUUUUCUUGCCAUUAGUUGUGACUCUUGCUUUGUCUGUUUUGCUUUUACCUUUGACUGCUACAUUUAUGUACCUUCGAAAACGUUUUGGACCCAAGGAGACUAAGACUCAGGCUUCAGAUUAAGAACAUGCCUGUAAUUUAAUAUCAUAUACAUUAUUAAGUUUUAAUCUAUUGGCAUUAGAAAUACUAUUCCAUGCCUGAAACUGAGCACAUUUCUGGCAGUUUACAGAGAAAUACAGAGACCUUCCCUUCUGUUGGUAUCAGGAACAUUGCUGUCAAGCAAAGGUAAUUCCUGACAUCUUCCUAUCUACUGUUCAAUGUAAGCAGCAAAUAAAGCUCCAUUUCCCUUCGGAGUUAGUCCUCUUUGUGUUUCUUGAGCACAGAUAUGACUCAUGGGAAAAGCAGAGGACAGAUAUCUGAGCACCAAAGGGUGAGUCUGACCUCUCUUCGUUUAUUCCCAAGGUAACUUCUCAAAAGUGCAGAGGAUAUAUCUGUUGUUGUCAACAUAGUGGAUUUCAUUUAUCAGCAUUUGGGUAUUUAUGUGAUUUUGACUGAGACUGGGAUUUGGAAUCAUGGAAAUGUUUUCC
This is a messenger RNA of Vicugna pacos (alpaca), 3630 nucleotides long. The record is from RefSeq and is a predicted model, not a curated record. NCBI's taxonomy places the organism in Eukaryota, Metazoa, Chordata, Mammalia, Artiodactyla, Camelidae.